CCUCCACUUAUUCACAACACACAUUUGUUUAAAAGCCUUGUGUCAAUCAGAUACUUGAGUUUUAUAACGCUCAUACAUCCGCAAACGCAGCCAUGCACAGCAACGAAAGCUAUAUGAAAAAAAUAACAAGGAAGACUUGAUUUUCAUUAUUAAAAAGUUGUCGACAAGGUGCUUUUUACAGCUAUCAGUCGGACUUUUUAACGUGCAUCUGUCGAUAAGUCAAAUCAUGUACUGAUAAACAAAGAUUGAUUCAGUUAAAAAAAUGCAGUAUGAAAUUUCUUUGGAAACUCUUCCUGAGCACACUAGUGAUUAUUUACCUACUGGUUCUGUUAUCUCUCUAUACACAGUUUCAUGGACCACUGACUCGGCUUGGAUACGACAAAACCCAGCACCAAACUGAACAUCAUGGACACAAAAGGACACACUACCCAACUCAACUAGGCAAAAAGGUUACCAAAUUCGAUAAAUUAGUGACUUUUCCGAAAUUAGAUCUACAAAAUAUCCAUAUUUCUCAAGAUAAUACCUUAAAAGAAUGGUCAAAAACCAACACUUCUUUCUGUGAAAACAGAUUUGUGGGAUUUGCCCAUUUAUUUGCCAUUCUAAGGGACGUUUUCCUGGAUCCUUCGUUUAGUGCUGGGCCACCUGGCGGAGAAGAAAUAAAAAGAGUCCUUAAUCAGCCGGAAGAAAAGGAAUUCUUAAUUUUAAAGCCCGGUUAUUUUCAAAUCCGAUGUAAAAAUAAAAAGAAAUUGGAUUAUACAUUUCCAAGUGGCGAUCAUCUAUCAAAAUGGAUUUCAGGUUUAAGACCUUCAUUAACAUACACAUCACAGGAAGAAGACAUUCAGGAUGUUACAAUAGCAGUGACGCGAUAUGAAUAUGCCAAUGUAUAUCAUACCAUGACCGACUGGUACAAUGCAUUUUUGAUGCUUUUAUUUUUUAAUGUAAAAAGUUUAACUGCUAAAAUUCUGUUUGUAGACAGUCAUCCACAGGGAGGUUUAGAUUCUGUCUGGACUACUUUGUUUGGAGAAUAUAUACGCGCUGGACAAUUGAUAAAGCCUAAACAUUUUGAUUCUUUAAUAUGGAGUAUACAGGGAUACAGAAGUCCGAUGUAUGACCAUUUUCUGCCUACUCUGCCGCAUAUUGAUUCAUUUACAAAUUUCUUUUUGAGUAAACAUAACAUUCCACUUGCAAAAAAUCUAAAUUGUGAUAAAUUAUCCAUUCUCUUUAUUUGGAGAAGGGAUUAUGUUGCACAUCCUCGAAAUCCGAAAGGACUUGUUAGUCGAAAAAUAAAGAAUGAGCAAGAACUACAAAACUUUGUUCAAAACCUUUACCCAAAUCACUCCAUUUCCAGCAUACAAACUGAUAAAUUGACAAUGCAGGAUCAACUCUCUGCGAUAACAAACACUGAUAUUCUCAUAGGAAUGCACGGAGCAGGCCUAACAUUAGCCUUGUUCCUUCCAAAACAUGGGGGUCUUAUUGAACUUUAUCCGAAAUACUGGUCUUCCGAUAAUCAUCAUUUUAGGGCUAUAGCUCGAUGGCGAAAGCUUCAAUAUAGAGACUGGCAAAAUCUGGAUGGUGACAAUGAAUUUCCCGAUCAUUAUACAUUUAUACCACCCUCUGUUUUACAAACUCAGCUGUCAGCAAUUAUAAGUGAUAUGUGUAAAUCCAAAAUCUAAAGUAUUUACGUAAACAUUAUAUAUAUAAAAAUUACAUUCCAUCCAUUAAAGAACUGUAUACGAA
This is a messenger RNA of Saccostrea cuccullata (small rock oyster), 1737 nucleotides long. RefSeq lists its product as uncharacterized. Gene Ontology annotation, molecular function: glycosyltransferase activity. The transcript is spliced from 3 exons. The record is from RefSeq and is a predicted model, not a curated record. Bases 270 to 1673 code for a protein of 467 amino acids. NCBI's taxonomy places the organism in Eukaryota, Metazoa, Mollusca, Bivalvia, Ostreida, Ostreidae.